UAUAGCAUUCUCAAGAUAUAGUAGUUAUUGUUUGUCAGAUUCAGUGAUCGUGUCCCUAAAGUUAUCAUGAAGUCAGGAAUUAAGUUUCAUGUUGAAAACAAAUGGUAGCCACACAUCAUAAAUCUUUCUGUUUUGAAGUCAUAAGCAUUCUGUUUGGUGGUGUAGGUUCAACUUUAGUUGAGAGAUUCAGUAACACACAUGGCUAAAAAUUAUCGUCUAUUCAGUGAAAAAAAAAUGUGGGAAAAGAUGCCUGACCAAAAAUAUUCUUAAUUUUCUAUGACAAAAAAAAGAAUGUAAUAAGUGCAUUAGUGGGCAGCCAUCCCCCCCCCCCCCAGGCCCCCACACACACACAAAAAAAAACUGGAAAUGAGAGUACUCUAUUCAAUGAAGUGGUUUUUUUUUUUUUUGAAAGGUACCUUUUUCUUGGUUGCAUUCAUUGUUUUAUGGGCUAAAUAGAGUGACUGGACAUAAAUCUAUGUCCUCAUCAAUAAAUUAGAAACUGCAUGCAUUUCUCUUCCUUGGUUAUUUACAAUAAAGCAGCAUGAAAAGACAUGGUUGCAGCUGCUUGGAUCACAUAGGUAACGACAUUGCGAGGGAACAUAUGCUUACCACAAGGGCAUUCUCAAAUCGUAACGCUGUACUAGAAAAGUAGAUACUGAAUACAUGUCGGAAUAGAUAGUGGUGCUUCUAUGCUCUUCCAAGAACCGAGUUGCACAAAUCCUAAAGAAAUGUUCUUAGUAGUGGAAUAGUGGGUGGUUGCAAACCAAACCCUCAAAUUGCUUCAAAAUUUGUGCUUUCACUUUUUGGAAGAGCAUAAAAGCACUAGUUGGGAAUAGACUGACAUGCUGAAGCUCCAACCUUUUAUUAUACACAUGCUUACGGAACAUAUAUAGAUUCUGCAUCCACCAUAUUGCUCCAAGUUGAUCAACUGCAUUUUGUGGUCACAAAUUCUCUAAUUUGUGGCCAGCUAGAGUUUGGUUGAAAGAAUCCCAGCCAUUAGAAUGGACCAAAUGGUCGCCCUUUCUGGACAUAUAAGCUGCCAGAGCGUUAUUCCACAAAGUUAAAAAAUCUCCCGGUACCAAAAUGAUCUGUUUUUCUCAAUCCUAGAUAUCUAACUGCAUUUUCUUUUAAUAUCUUAUUUGAUUUAGAAUUUGUAUCCUGCUUUUGCAGAAUCUAAAUGUAUUAAGUUUUGAAUUUGAGCCAUAUGUUGGAAAUUCUUUUAAAAAAAUAAUUAGAAGUUACAGGCUCAUUUUAGAUUUGAUUUGAAAGGUCAACUGUGAAUUUAUAUAUUUGAUUUUUGAUUUUUGUUUUAAAAAUGGUACAUUGUUAUCUCAUACAGUAGAAUUCUAUUUCUUUGUUUAUGUAAUAUUUUGAUUUAAAAAAAUCAAUUUUCGAAUUUAAGUUGAAACUUCUUUCCAAAAUUCAGGUUGAUGUUGUAACUAAACUAAAAUUUUACAUUUAUUAAGUGUCAAAUCAAUUUAAUUUCUACAUUUAUUCAUAUGUUAUAAUAAUCAUAACUUGAUUAUUCUUAGUUUGAAAGUUGAAAUCUGUCAUUUGAGAAUGUUAUAUCGAGCCAUUUUGCAGGUGUAUUAUCUGUGGAACUUGCCUCUGAUGUUUACAUUUCCAUAUACGUGGGAGUGUAUUUCUUAAUUUUUAUCGUUGGAAGUUAUACUCUCCUCCCAUUUAUUUUGAAUUCUUUUGGAAUUUACCUUUGCAUUAUAGUUGCAUAUCACACUAGAAUUCUUUUCUCAUUUUUCUGCGAUCAAGUAGGAGCUUAGUGAUAUAGAAAGCUGGAAAUAAUUCCAUUUAGGAGGCCAAUAUGGCAUCUUUUCGGGCAGUCCCUCUUAACAAGGUUAUGUGCUGGUUCAAAUGGGAUUUAUAAAUUGUAGAUACCUUUUUGUCUUCUCUGAAAUAAAAUAGUGCAGAGCCCCACUUAAAGGAUUCCAUAUCAUAUAUUCUGUGACUGAUUCGAAUUUCCCUGUUCUAUUUAAGAGACAUAGGCCUCUUAGUAUUGCCAAUUGUUUUGUACUUAAAGUUCAUUGAGUGAUAAAACAAUGGCAUUUGCUGUGCCCUCCUUAACAUAUUCGAGGUUCUAUCUUUCUUUGGUUCGUCCAAAGAUCUCAGAUGCAAAACAUGUUGAUUUUAGCAGGCCUGCAGCAGCUUCAGCAUUUAGAUUGCCUUGCUUAAAAUCAUCAAUAUUUGGAACAGCGCCAUGUUUCUUUGGCAAGGUAUUGCCCAAGGGUAUUCAUGCAGCUAUUCCUGUGACACCAUUGCUUGGGGCUAUUGAUGUGCUGGAUGCCAUCGAAGAUGAAUAUGGUGGGGUUGUGGUUAACCCUAGUUUCUUACCAAAUACAUCCAAUGCAUUUGCUUCAUCACUCCAGUCAUCACUGUCUUACUGGAGUCAACAGGGAAAAAGAGGGGUCUGGUUGAAGAUAUUGGAAGGUCAAGCUGAUCUAGUUCCUAUUGCAAUAAAGGCAAGGUUCAUCUAUCAUCAUGCAGAACCAGGGUAUGUGAUGCUGACUUUCUGGCUUCCAGAUGGGCCUUCUGCUUUGCCAUCUACUGCAUUGCAUCAAAUUGGCAUUGGAGCAUUUGUCAUGAAUGACAAAAGAGAGGUGCUUGUUGUAAAAGAAAGGAAAUGCACAUUAUGCUGUUCAGGCAUUUGGAAGAUCCCCACUGGUUUUAUCGAUAAGUCUGAAGACCUAUUUUCUGGAGCCAUAAGAGAAGUUAAAGAAGAAACUGGGAUAGAAACUUCUUUCCUGGAUGUGGUUGCAUUCAGGUAUAUCAAAUACAAGUCAAUUAAGUCAUGCACGCACAUCAAGUCACUUUUGAGAAAUCAGAUAUACUCUUUCUUUGCACGCUCAAGCCAUUGUCCUUUGACAUCUCAAUUGAUGAAUCGGAGAUUGAAGCAGCAAUGUGGAUGCGGGUUGAUGAAUUUCUCAGCCAGCCGUUCCAUCAGGAGGAUGAAAUGUGCAAGACCAUGAUUGACAUCUGCAUCGCGAAACAUCAGAAGUGUUACCAAGGGUUCGCUGCUCAUCAGGUGAUGUCGAAGCUCGACGACAGGGUUGCUUAUCUUUAUUAUGGAGGUAUAAGUGAAGCAAUGGGAUUGCAUUGAACAAAGAACGGAAGAAGUUUUCCCAACACAGGGAUGAGGUCCCUUCGAAACUACUGGUAUAAAUUCAACUAAUUAACAGCAAAUAAUCGGUAAAUUGUCGUUGUCCUGGAAGUAUGCGCCAUGCAGGCAGAACUGCCAGUCAGCAGCCUAUCAAAUAUAUGGUGGAUAUGCUGAUCAAACACUAUGCAAUAGAAAGCUACUCCUGCAAAUCAAAUUCAAUGUAGGUCCUGCCAUGCUGGCAAAUGUUUUCCUUUUUGCAUCAACCGAAACAGAAUACUUUUCCUUGAUUUUGAGAAUUUUUUUCUGGAAACCCUUUUAUUUUUUCUCACGCCGAUCUUGGUCACAAUAGUACCUAGAAUUACUACUGAAAAAAUGUAUAAAAGAUUGUUGGCGUGGGUUUCCCGUAUCCAAAUUCUAAGGAAAAAUCACUAUU
Messenger RNA from Phragmites australis (common reed), 3545 nucleotides. RefSeq names its product nudix hydrolase 8-like. The transcript has 9 exons. Gene Ontology annotation, molecular function: NADH pyrophosphatase activity; ADP-ribose diphosphatase activity; NAD binding. NCBI's taxonomy places the organism in Eukaryota, Viridiplantae, Streptophyta, Magnoliopsida, Poales, Poaceae. The coding region runs from base 2055 to 2981 and encodes 308 amino acids. The record is from RefSeq and is a predicted model, not a curated record.